Molecule: messenger RNA, 615 nt
Organism: Ooceraea biroi (clonal raider ant)
Lineage: Eukaryota; Metazoa; Arthropoda; Insecta; Hymenoptera; Formicidae
Product: nicastrin
Biological process (GO): protein processing
Cellular component (GO): plasma membrane
Source: RefSeq, a predicted model, not a curated record
CACUGUUCCCUGAAAUUCUAUUGACAGUUUUCCUUCUAUGAUAUUGAGAGUUGAUAUUGCACACGUAAUCCAUAUGGUUUAUCGAUGGCCUGUUUUAAAAAGUUAUCCUUUUAAGGAAAGGCAUUACAUAGGAUCAAGUCGUAUGAUUUACAAUAUGAAGCAGAACAAUUUUAACGCUCUCGGUGGGAUUAAUCUGAAGUUGGAUGAUAUCAAGAGUGUGAUCGAGUUCGACCAACUGGGCAAAGGGAAAAUAGUUCUCUAUAGCAGCAGUAAAGAUGAUACCACAGAUCGUUUGAGUAAAGUGUUGAAUGCAUCGAUUCUAGAUGAUAGCGUACCACCUACAUCUGUGCAAAGUUUUCUGGAGGCGAGGCCCAGUCUAACGACUGUUGUUAUAAUCAAUCAUGGAAAAAAAUUUAAAAAUCGAUACUACAACAAUAUCUUGGACGACGGCGAAAAUCUUGGUUUUAAUAGAAAUGAUAGUGACGGGCGAGUCAGCGCCGCAGUCUGCCGAUCUGCCGAUACCGCUGGAAGAUCUCAUCGCAGAAAUGUUAUAUUGCUACAUCCAAAGUGCUAAAUGCACUCGGUUUCAUGCAGCCUCGACAUCCGGUGCUAAAU